AAUAGUGUUACUAACAUUACAGAUGCCUAUCCUACCGAAGGUCCAUUGGUGCUCGUCGCUCCCGAGCUAACAAAUCCCAGCAAGGUGAGACUUCUACACUUUCCCAAUGGUGCCGUGCUCGUGAACUCGGAAGUCAAUUUCAUAAUCAAACGCAAUGGUGUGAAAGGCAAUUUUGAAGUUAAGGUCGAAAGUCCAUCUGGCAUAAAUAGUGUGAUGCCUCUACAAAUACUUGAUCCUGAACGUUUGAAUGUCAACUUUAAUCUAAAUGAGGCGGGCCUCUAUAAAGUACACAUCAAAUGCAAUUCCGUGCCAUUACCCAAAUCACCGUUUAUCAUAAUUUCCAUUUGUGGAGAAGCUGAGGGCAAUGCUCGCAAAAUGGAAUUGCCCAUUUUCAAAUCAGAUGCCAAUUGCGUGACCCAUCGCGGACUUGGCCUAACACACAUUUCUCUCGAUGACCGGAACGAAUUUACUGUUGAUGGCUCGGCGGCGGGCAACAAUAUGCUGUUCGUUGGCAUAUUCGGACCGAAAGGACAGUGCGAUGAGGUUGUCAUUAAGCAUAUGGGAAAUAAUGUUUAUAAAAUUACAUAUGAGGUGCGUGAUCCAGGCAAUUAUCUCGUAGUGGCCAAAUGGGGCGAAGAGCAUAUACCCGGUUCGCCAUUCCAAUUGAGUGCAAAUUAAUGUGAGAGCAUAAUCGCAAACAUAUACAAAUUACGUGCUUACAUUUGUAUGUACAUAUGUAGUUGCCAUUAUUUCCGUGCCUUUCCUAUACUUCAGUAUGUUUACCAAUUAUAUCUUUGUACUUAAUCUAAUUUUAGUGAAUUAAUGUUCUCUUCAGUAGAUAUGUAUUUAAAUAAAAAUAAAUGCAUCAAAAUUUAAUA
Messenger RNA from Rhagoletis zephyria (snowberry fruit fly), 878 nucleotides. Its product is annotated as filamin-A-like. Gene Ontology annotation, biological process: actin cytoskeleton organization. Gene Ontology annotation, molecular function: actin filament binding. The record is from RefSeq and is a predicted model, not a curated record. NCBI's taxonomy places the organism in Eukaryota, Metazoa, Arthropoda, Insecta, Diptera, Tephritidae.